Molecule: messenger RNA, 1416 nt
Organism: Haplochromis burtoni (Burton's mouthbrooder)
Lineage: Eukaryota; Metazoa; Chordata; Actinopteri; Cichliformes; Cichlidae
Product: keratin, type I cytoskeletal 13
Exons: 8
Coding region: 65-1351 (428 amino acids)
Molecular function (GO): structural molecule activity
Source: RefSeq, a predicted model, not a curated record
AGCUCUGCAGCUCCUCACUCUGCUCUCUGUCGUCUUCAGCUACAGCAGGAACGCAGCAUCGACCAUGGCCUCCUUCACCCGCUCAUACUCCCGCUCCGUCAGGUCCUCCGUGGGCAGCAGCGGCUCCAUGAGGGCCAGCAGCGUGUACGGUGGAGCUGGAGGCUCCGAAGUCCGCAUCUCCUCCUCCUCUGUGGGUGGAGGGCUCAAUAGCAGCCUCGGCGGAGGACUCGGCGGAGGCUACUUGUCCUCCGUCAGCUACAACGGUUCUGGCAUGGACGACAGCCUGAUCGGCAACGAGAAGUUCACCAUGCAGAACCUGAACGACCGUCUGGCCUCCUACCUGGAGAAGGUGCGCAAGCUGGAGAAGGCCAACGCCGAGCUGGAGCUGAAGAUCAGGCAGUUUGUGGAGAACAAGGUCGGCCCCUCCACCCGGGACUACACCACCUUCUUCGUCACCAUCAGCGACAUCACUGCAAAGAUUCAGGAAGCCACCAAGAAAAACGGAGCCAUUCACCUGAGCAUCGACAAUGCCCGGCUGGCUGCUGACGACUUCAGGACAAAGUAUGAGAAUGAGCUGGCCAUGCGGCAGUCGGUGGAGGCUGACAUCAGCGGGCUCAAGAAAGUCCUGGAUGACCUGACGCUGGCUAAGAGCGACCUGGAGAUGCAGAUCGAGGGCCUGAAGGAGGAGCUAAUCUUCCUGAAGAAGAACCACGAGGAGGAGCUGCUCGCCAUGCGGAAUCAGAUGAGCGGUCAGGUGCAUGUGGAGGUGGACGCCGGUCCACAGCAGGACCUCACAAAGGUCAUGGCUGAGAUCAGAGAGCACUACGAGGCCGUCACCGCCAAAAACCAGAGAGAGCUCGAGUCCUGGUUCCAGACCAAGACUGAGACUCUGAACAAAGAGGUCAUCACUCAAACCACCUCGCUGCAGACGUCCAGGUCAGAGGUCACGGAGGUGAAGCGCACGCUGCAGUCUCUGGAGAUCGAGCUGCAGUCCAUGUUGGGCAUGAAAGCGUCGCUGGAGGCCUCUCUGGCUGAGACGCAGAACCGCUACUCCAUGCAGCUCUCCAGGUACCAGAUGCAGGUGAUGUCGCUGGAGGAGCAGCUGACGCAGCUGAGGUCCGACCUGGAGCGGCAGGGGCAGGAGUACCGCAUGCUGCUGGACAUCAAGACCCGGCUGGAGAUGGAGAUCGCUGAGUACAGGAGGCUGCUGGACGGAGAAGCCACCAGCAGUGUCACCACCAAGUCCUCGAGCACCACGACCAAGCGGGUGGUGACGGUGGUCCAGGAGGUUGUUGACGGGAAGGUGGUGUCCUCCUCUUCCUCCACGUCCUCCUCUGUCCUAACCAGCUGAGCCGCUGCAGCCAAUCGGCGUCUCCUCUCAGAGUGCUGACAAUAAACCGAGAGUCUACAUAAAAA